AAGGCAUAUAUAGUCACAUGAGAGUGUAUGCAAUGCUCAUUCUUCCAUUCAGCAUCUAGAUCUGACAUAUAAGUGCCUUCCUUUCAAAGUUGCUCAUCAUCUUCUUCCUUUUCUUUUUCUGCAAAAUUUAUUCUAGUUUUCCACCAUCUAUAGAACCACACUUAAUGACAAAUAUGUCACUAUUUUAGCUUAACAUACAUAUAUUUUUUUUCUUGAGGUGUAUGAUUUAUUUCUUAAAUCCCUUCUUGGAUCUUUCUAACCCAUAUAAGUUAAAUUAGUAUUACCUCAUCAAAUUAGCUACCUUUCUUCAACCCUUAGUUUAUUGGGUCUUGUGAAAGUUCAUUUUUUUUAGCUCCCCAAUAUAUUGACCUUAAGCUUUUAAUCACUUCUACUUAGUUUAAUACAUACUUAAGCAUUGUUUAAGCCAGGUUUAGGUAAUCUAUAACUCAUAAUUAACUAGGACUCUUAAGAGAAUCUACUAGUGCUUAGUCUUUUUCUUUGGUGAUGAUAUACCUAUAACUAUAUAUCCAUAUAGUAAGAGUUAUUUUACAUUAUAUAUUAGCUUAUCUUUCAUCAUAUAUACAUAUAAUAAGGAGGAAGUUCUUGGGUGAUUUUAGAAUUUGGAAAUGGGGAAGAUUAAGUUUAGUAGGAUGUUGGAUUCACUUUGUCUUGCUUUUGAUUCAAAUACAUGUUUUUGCAUUAACUCUGUUGAAGCUCAUGAAGAUGAUGAAGUGUUUGAUCAAGAAAGGAAACCUCUUUUUGGAAGUGAACAAAAACAAGUCUUGACUAUCAAAGAUGCCAUUUCUGCUCCUCAAAGCUUGGCUUUGCUUAUGAAACCUAAGACAGUGGUGCUGAAGGUAUCUAUGCAUUGCAAUGGUUGUGCAAAGAAGGUUGAGAAACAUAUCUCAAAGAUAGAUGGUGUGAUGUCUUAUAAAGUAGACUUGGAAAGCAAGAUGGUGGUGGUCAUCGGAGAUAUCCUUCCUUUUGAGGUAUUGGAGAGUGUCUCCAAGGUAAAAAAUGCACAACUUUGGACUUUUGGCAUCUAAUAGGGUACCAACCAAUUGAGAGCAUUGAUUCACAAGCAAGAGAAGACCAUAUGAAAUCAUGAACAAAUUGUAAAUUUAUUUUGGCAUUUAGUCCAUAGCUCAAUUAGUAAGAUUUGUACAUGUUAUGCCAAAAUCUAAUGCAUCCAUAUUAAUUAUCCUUUAGGAUGCUUCAUUAAACUUAGUAGCUAGAAUAUUUUGCAAGUGAAUCAAUUAGGAUAUCUAGAGAGAAAUUUCAUUUUGAACAAACCUUCUCUCAUCUAGUAAAAAUGAAUUUGAUAAAACAAAAUCUCAUAUUUAUAUAUUGUAUCCACCUGUUUGGUUGCCGAUAUUAAAUAUUAAAUUGUUGGAA
Molecule: messenger RNA, 1395 nt
Organism: Amaranthus tricolor (Joseph's coat)
Lineage: Eukaryota; Viridiplantae; Streptophyta; Magnoliopsida; Caryophyllales; Amaranthaceae
Product: heavy metal-associated isoprenylated plant protein 35-like
Exons: 3
Coding region: 627-1046 (139 amino acids)
Molecular function (GO): metal ion binding
Source: RefSeq, a predicted model, not a curated record